Onthophagus taurus is the source of this 2550-nucleotide messenger RNA. It is a transcript of the gene Usp5, whose product is annotated as Ubiquitin specific protease 5. Gene Ontology annotation, biological process: protein deubiquitination. Gene Ontology annotation, molecular function: zinc ion binding; protein binding; cysteine-type deubiquitinase activity. The record is from RefSeq and is a predicted model, not a curated record. Lineage: Eukaryota; Metazoa; Arthropoda; Insecta; Coleoptera; Scarabaeidae.
AACAAAUGCAACUAAAUGACAGUUCUUUUACGGUUAAAUAUUAGAGCAGUUUAUAAAUAUCCUAUAAAUAUUUUAUUGCUAUUCAUUUUGCAAUGGAAGCAUUAAUUCCGCAUUUAGCAAGGAUUCGAAUACCGAACAAGAAUAAUAAAGUCUACAAAGACGAGUGUGUGUUUAGUUUUGAUACACCGGAAUCUCCAACGGGGUUAUACGUGAGCCUUACCAGCUUUUUGGGGUUUGGAAAAGAUUACGUUGAAGGUUAUUUCAAGAAAACAGGAAAUGCAGUAUUUUUACAUAUGCGUUCGGAAAAGCGAGAGAUUCCAUCAUCUCCACAGGGUGAUGGUCCAGAAAAGAAAAUAACUCGAUUAGCGAUUGGCGUUGAAGGCGGAUUCAACCCGGAAACGAGCAAGAAAAAAUAUGAAAUCGAGAAUUUCUAUAACAUCGUUGUUUUACCAGGAUUUGUUACAAUUCCGUGGCCAAAUAAUAAUCUGCCAAAAGAGGUUAUCGUUUCUGUAACUACAAUCUUAGAGUUACAAUCUGCAGCAACUUUAGAUGAAUUAGAAGCAACCACAGGAACAUGGGAUGGUGAAGCUCGUAUAGUUACAAAACAUGCUAAUAGCUUAGUUCAAUUAGAGAAUGGAAAAAAGAUUCCUCCCUCAGGUUGGAAAUGUGAAAAAUGUGACAAAACAGAAAAUUUAUGGUUAAAUCUUACUGAUGGUACAAUACUUUGCGGUAGAAAAUUUUUCGAUGGCUCUGGUGGGAAUAAUCAUGCUGUAGAACAUUAUCAGGAAACCAAAUAUCCAUUGGCUGUUAAAUUAGGAACAAUUACAAAGGAAAAUAAAGCAGAUAUUUUCAGUUACACGGAAGAUGAUUUGGUUGAAGACCCAAAAUUAGGGGACCAUUUAGCACAUUGGGGGAUUAAUAUUGCUAAUAUGGAGAAAACUGAGAAAUCUAUGGCUGAGCUUGAAUUAGAGCUAAAUCAAAAGGCUGAGUGGUUAGCUUUGGAAGAAAGUGGGGGGACUUUACGACCAGUUUUUGGAUCUGGUUAUACUGGGAUGAUCAAUUUAGGGAAUUCAUGUUACUUAAACAGUGUGAUGCAAAUGUUAUUUACAAUUCCUGAUUUUAUUCAAAGAUUUGUUAAUAAUGCUCCAAUUAUUUUUGAAAAUUCUGAUGAUCCACCAAAUGAUUUUAAUGUUCAAAUGGCAAAACUAGGUUUGGGAUUACAUUCUGGAAAAUAUUCCCAAGAAAAUUCCGAUGGUAAACAAUUGGGUAUUUCUCCUUUAAUGUUUAAAACGUUGAUAGGGAAAGGACAUGCAGAUUUUUCAACAAAACGCCAACAAGACGCUCAGGAAUUCUUUUUGCAUAUUGUCAAUUUGUUGGAGCGUAAUUCGCGUUCUUACAACCCGAGUAAAGCGUUUAAAUAUAAAAUCGAAGAAAGAGUUCAGUGUAGUGCGUCUAAAAAAGUUAAAUAUUCUCACCGAGCGGAUAAUUUACUACCUUUAAAUAUACCGUUAGAGGCGGUUAUUAAUAAAGAAGAAGUAACGGCGUAUGAAGCUAAAAAAUUAGAAGCUGAGAAAUUAGGGAAUAGAUUUGAACCGGAAUCUUUGGUUAGACCUAAAAUAAAAUUGUUUUCUUGUUUGGAAUUGUUUACACAGUCGGAAGUUGUUGAACAGUUUUUUAGUACUGCGUUAAAUUCAAAAACAACAGCAAGAAAAACAACUCGUAUGGCAACUUUCCCCGAUUAUUUAUUAAUCCAUUUAAAGAAAUUCACACUUCGCGAAGACUGGGUACCAAUAAAACUGGAUGUCGCCGUUGACAUGCCAGAUUAUUUAGAUUUAUCAUCAUUACGUGCAACUGGACCUCAACCAGAUGAAGAACCUUUGCCUGAACUUGUAGGAUCUCCCCCUCCUUUAGUUUUAGAUGAAACAGUUUUAGCACAAUUGGCCGAUAUGGGUUUUCCACCUGAAGCAUGUAAACGUGCCGUUUUCUAUACACAAAAUUCUGGGUUAGAAAGUGCCACAGCGUGGAUCAUGGAUCAUAUCACUGAUUCGGACUUUGCGGAUCCUUUCACGCCACCAGGCACUGAAACAAACGCUGCAGGUGGGUGUUUUGAACCGAAUCCAGAAGCCCUUCCAAUGAUUAUGGGGAUGGGAUUUACUCAAGAUCAAGCAAUUAAAGCUUUGAGAGCUACCGAUAAUAAUGUUGAGAGAGCGAUUGAUUGGAUUUUUUCACAUCAAGAUGAAUUGGUUGAUGAAUCAACUUCUGAACCGGAGUAUCGCGAUGGAGAUUCAAAGUAUAAAUUAGUUGCAUUUGUUUCGCAUAUGGGAACUUCUUCGAUGGUUGGGCAUUACGUUGUGCAUAUCUUGAAAGAAGGAAGAUGGGUGAUUUUCAACGAUGAGAAAGUUGCUUUAUCGGAGAAUCCGCCGAAAGAACUUGGUUAUUUGUACUUAUAUCAAAGAGCUUGAAAUCAUUUGCUACUAAGUUCUGUAUUUUUGCUGUGUUUGUGUUGUUUUUAUACUGUUUAAUAAAGGAUAAAUAAAAUAUCUACUUAUA